This is a messenger RNA of Pichia membranifaciens NRRL Y-2026, 913 nucleotides long. RefSeq lists its product as hypothetical. The transcript has a single exon. The coding region runs from base 54 to 773 and encodes 239 amino acids. The record is from RefSeq and is a predicted model, not a curated record. NCBI's taxonomy places the organism in Eukaryota, Fungi, Ascomycota, Pichiomycetes, Pichiales, Pichiaceae. Gene Ontology annotation, molecular function: NADH dehydrogenase activity.
GCCAGCGAGGGAGCCACCCACACCCACAUCGAUACACAUAGAAACCAGAGAAGAUGCUGUCAGCGCUAGUGAGAAACAACACCCGGAGACUUGUAGCAGGCCCGGCCAAGACGUUUGUCAGAUCGGGACACAUCAUUGCCGUCCACAGGGACACGAAGGAGGACAACCCGGAGAUUGCGUUCGAGUUCACCGCGGAGAACAAGAAGAGAGCAGAGGUCAUAAUCAAGAAAUACCCACCACAGUACAAGAAGGGUGCGUGCAUGCCGCUAUUGGACUUGGCGCAGAGACAGAUUGGGUUUACGUCCAUCUCCGCGAUGAACUACGUUGCCAAGGUCUUGGACAUGCCUCCAAUGAGAGUCUACGAGGUUGCGACGUUCUACACGAUGUAUCAGAGAAAGCCCGUGGGCAAGUACCACGUGCAGGUGUGCACGACCACGCCAUGCCAGCUCUGUAACUCCGACCAAGUGAUGGAGACCGUGAUGGAGAAGCUGAACCUCAAGCCGGGCGAGGUCUCCAAGGACGGCCUCUUCUCCUUGGAGGAGGUCGAGUGUUUGGGUGCGUGCUCCAACGCCCCAAUGCUGCAGAUCAACGACGACUACUACGAGGACUUGCAGACCAAGGAGGAGGUUGCCAAGAUCCUCGACGGCUUUGCCGCAGGCAAGCCACCUGCCCCAGGUACCACCAAGAGAGAGUCCUGCGAGCCUUUCUCCGGGCCAAAGACCUUGACCGAGCCUCCAUUAGACGUCGCCACUGUCACCAGAAGCGACUUGUAGGCUGGUCCGUUGGUUUCCCGUUCCGCUCAGUUUUUAUUUAUUUAUUCAUUUAUUCAUAAAUUAUAUACGUUCUAUGUCAUGUAAGAUACACGCAUGUGUAAAUAUAUAUCUUAAUUCUCUUCCGAGAACAAGCCCUGGAU